CUCUCUGCCGUUGCAACUUUUCGCCGGCCGCUCUCCUCUUCCUUACGAUCACCAUCUCUGCUGACCACCUUAGACACCACCUCCAUUCUUUUCUUCAGAAAAUCCUUCUCUCUGCAACCGUUGAACUUUCCCUCUUCUACGAUUCUCCCCCUCCGAUCUCCUUUCCCCAAAGAACUUCCAUUUUUUCGUGCUCCGAUCAUCAACCACCAAAUAGGCUUCCCCACUUCGCUUCCCUUGCUCCUAUCCAUCCAGUCUCUGGCAUCCACUAGAGACUAAUCGGUACCUGCCACAUCAACUAGCUUAAUUCACUUCCAAAGGUGCAAGGCAGUACCUCUUCUCACUUUGGUGUUCUAUGGUGUGUCUGAUAUACUCUCCUGCUGGUAGCUUCGGUUCAUCUCUGUGUUUCGAAUCCAGAUCCAGUGCUUCUUGGCAAUUUGGAUUUCAAUUCAACCUCCGGAGAAAGUUCAGGCCUAGUUUCGGCGUUCUCUGCAAGUUCCUCGGAUUUCAAUUCCAUCUCUGGAGAAAGUUCAGGCCUAGUUUCUGUGCUCUCUUCAACUUCGUAUCUCCAUCUCUCUUCGGUAAACACUCUCAACUUAGUUUUUUACAAAAAAAUUAGGAUACCUUUAUUCUUACAGUCAAUUAGUACUUUUCUCAAUAUUCUAUUGAAUUCGAAUUGAAGUGUUUAGGAGAUUGUGUGGCUAGGUCUAGCCAACUGGAGUCGACUCCACUAGGCUACCCCUUUCUCAUUUGGUUGAGGAGGAACAAGGUGGAACUUGUUAUUUUGUUUGAUCUGUGAUGAGUUUUGGUUUGGUUUGCAUUAUGGUGAAUUUUUCAGUGCAUAUGUGAUAAAAAUCAGUUCGUAUUUAUAACCAAUUUCUGUCUGUUAUUUGCAUAAAAUGAAUUAUCUUGUGAUGUGAUCUCAGUGUUACAUUUUAGUUCUGAGUUUGUGUUUUAUACUUUUAUAUGCCUGUUAAUGUUAUUCAGAUUGUUGUUCUUCUACUUCUGUCUACUUUCUGGAGCUUCUUGGAUUUCUAAUUUCAUGUUUGGAAUAGAAAUUUUGAUUUGCCGAGUGUUCUGAGCUUAGCUUAAUCUGGAUAGGCAAAUAGUCACAUGUAUUAGCAUAACUAGUCGCAAGAUUUUGGCAAAAGUCUAUUUUAGCCCCCCACCUAGUCAAAUUCGAAGGUUUUAGCCCCUCAUCUUAUAUUAUAACAUUUUUAGCCUCUCACCUUAUUAGAUUUGUAAGUUUUAGUCCCUCACCUUAUAUUAUGAUACUUUUAACCCCUCACCUAUUAAAAUUGAAGAAAAUAGCCCUCACUUUGUAAUAUUUUGUUAGUUUUAUUAACUAAUUAUUAAUUAUAUUAGCUGAUUGUUAGUUGACUGUUAGUUGUCAAAAAUCUUCUUUCACCAACAAAGUUAAUAGAGUUAAUAGAAUUAACUUUAUAAU
Messenger RNA from Rubroshorea leprosula, 1444 nucleotides. The record is from the annotation of a GenBank genome assembly. NCBI's taxonomy places the organism in Eukaryota, Viridiplantae, Streptophyta, Magnoliopsida, Malvales, Dipterocarpaceae.